AUGCUGCAGGCUUUCCAGCUGCGAAAGGAAGACAAAGAGGAGGCAAGGGUUCCGGCCGUCCAGGCAUCCAUCGCGCGUGAGGCGUACCGAGUACGCGACAGGCUUGGGGAUGAGGACGAGGAUGACGAGGAGGGGGGGAUGAAGUCGGAGGAACAGACUUCGGUCACGUCAGAGUCGAGGAAGUCAGGCUCGUGCGGGGAGGAUGAUGAGGUGGUGAUAACGAAGUUGGUUGAGCGGAGUUUGGUAAGGACAGUCGAAUAG
Letharia columbiana is the source of this 261-nucleotide messenger RNA. RefSeq lists its product as uncharacterized. Bases 1 to 261 code for a protein of 86 amino acids. Lineage: Eukaryota; Fungi; Ascomycota; Lecanoromycetes; Lecanorales; Parmeliaceae. The record is from RefSeq and is a predicted model, not a curated record. The transcript has a single exon.